UGAAAAACAUAAACAAUUUUGGCAGUGUUCAGUUAUUCGAAGAUGUCAUGCUGUGCUGGAGUGAUUUGAGAUAUUGUUUAUAAAUGACAGCCAUUAAUUGGGCUGUACAUUUUGUCUUUGUGAUAUACACCACAAGCAGCUGUUUUUUUAUUUAUUUCAGCCCAGUGCUCCAGUCGUCUAAAUUGCCGGGGUAUUCCAUCCCAAACAAGUGACGCCGAGCUUUGCUUUGGAGGUCCCAAGUCAACAUGCUGAUUCCGUGAGAGCAGGCUCUCCGUGGAUUUACCCACCCAGUUCUUUGGCCUCGCUCGGUGCAUGCCGUGAAUUACUUACUGUCGACCGCGACACUUACUGACGUGCAAUCAUGGCGGAGAAAUCUUCAGGAAGGGCGUACGCUUCUUCAACAUCACCGGGUAACAAACCUGUACCCAUGAAGUUGUUUUCUACGUGGGAAGUUGAAAGAACUGCUCCUAACUGUAUUGCAAGGUUAUGCAGUCUGAGGUUAACUCGCUUAGUGGUGCUUAAGAACCUUGAGACCGACUUGGGUUCCGUCAUCAUCGCUGUACGCAUGCAGAGCUCCAAGCGUACUCUCCGCUCAAAUGAGAUCUUUUUCAGUCAGGGGAGCUUGGUGGACACCGAGUUGGAUUUAUCGUUUUCAUUACAGUACCCACAUUUUCUCAAGAGAGACGGAAACAAAUUACGCGUGAUGCUGCAACGCCGGAAACGAUACAAGAACAGAACCAUCCUCGGGUACAAGACGCUCGCAGUUGGACUCAUUAACAUGUCAGAGGUGCUGCAACAGUCCAAAGACAACGAGCUGAGCUUGUAUGGCAAGGAUCAUGAGAUGGAUCGUGUUGCUCAUGUCACUGUCCUCGGUCUCUCGAGUCAACCGGUCGACCAAUUCAAGAGAGGAAUAGAUCGGUCACCGGAUAUUGAUAAUGAAUCUGAAGAUGAAGAAGAGUCAUACUCAUCUGAUCAAGAGAACAGCGACAGUGGGGAAAACCUCCCUGAAGCCCAGGUACAUGAUCUUCUUGGUGAGGAAGAGCAAGAGCCUGGGAGGAAGGGAAUUAGGACCAAACUCAGACCUCCUAUGAACAGGCAAAGAAACUUCAAGCAGAAGUUCAUUGCCCUCUUGAAGAAGUUCAAAGUUCAAAGUGACGACAGCGACACCGAGCAGUAUCCCUACGAGGAUCAGGAUCAGAACCAGAUUGACCCUGACUUCCUGUUAUAUGAUGACCUCGAUGACCUCAAUCUGAGUGAUAGCGGACCUGAUAUGGAUCAGGAUGAAAUGAGCAUUGGGUCAACGCCUAAACCAGUGUUAAGGCCGUUUUUCUCUCAAGGAAUUCCCACAUCGAGUACGAUGGCUGAAGAAAUGGAGCAGUUCCCACUGAUAGACCAAUGUCGUGAUGACAACGGCAACAGUAAAGACUCUGGUAGUUCUGGGGAUUUCGGUGUAGAGGAUGACACAACUCCAUGGUCGGAUAACCCACCCUCUCUUGCCAACCGAAGCGAAAGCAUCAUCUCCCACCAAAGCGACCCGGGGAACCUGGUCCUGAUGAAAACCACCCCCUCCCCCAACAACGAGAGGACUGUCCCCCUCGUUAAUAACAGCACCAACCAGAAAGAGAAGAGACACCACAGCCAAUCAGCACCCAAAACCCUAACCAAAGAGGGUUCUGUGUGUUCACAGGGGUCGUCAACGGGUCAGGGGUCACAUACCCAGGCCAAGUCUUUGGAGAAGGCCAGCAGCUUUGGCAAAGCUGACCACAAGCAUCCCGGCAUACCACCUUUAGCUGAACAACUCACAGAUCUAUGGCAGGGGCUAGCAGAUGGUCAGAUACCCGAUCGAGUCAUACUAGUCAGUGUGCUGGAGAAGCAUGGCAGGUUGUUAGCGCAGACGUUAUCAAAUACUGGGGAGAAAGUUGUCUGUACGUGUAACCAUCCAGAUGUUGAAGCAACUCUACAGUUUAUUGUAAACAAACUCCAAAAAUAUUGCAAUCAGAAUCCAAAAAUCCCUGAGCCGUUGAAGGUUGCCCUGUGUGGGAACGAAAGCUAUGCCGGUGCGGCACUCAGACCGUACGUGGAGCUGUUCUCAACCAAGUCAACAGACUGGCAAAAUUAUAUCAAGUUUUAUGUAGUUCCUUUAGGUAGUAAUUCUCUUGCCAAGUAUUUAGGGUCGCUGGACUCAAGAUAUUCUUCUCUCUUUCUGGACUCAAAUUGGAGGGAAUUCUUUGACAGAGAUCUGCCAGAUAAUCAACCCCAAAUGAAAUCUCGCAGAACAAGAAAUGUUGCGUAUGCCAAAGAAAUGGUCAACAGAAUAUGUCAGUACAUGACAGGGAGCCAGCACUGUCUGCAAUUACCGAUUGGGGAGGUGAUGGUAACCUGUAAGCUCCGGAGUACCGAUGAAGAAUCCAUCCAGAAAUUCAUCCCGUUCAUUAAUCAUGUCAGAAUAGGAUCGGUAGACGGUGUGAGUUUCUCAUUAUCAGAAGGUGAAGACACUAGUCCAGGCAGUACCUGUGGACCGUUGUCAUCGAGCCCUCCAGGUGGACCCGGUAGCAAAGAGAAAGAUAUCGCUGCAGCAAGUACACCUCCAUCGAGCCCAGUUGUCGUUAAUAACAGAGAGGACUUUGUCAUGGAAACAAGUGUAAGUCCGCUGUCUGGAGAAUUGAUGGAUCUCCAAGUUGAGUAUUGGCCGAUGCUGGGAGGCAAGAAGGAUAAGUCCUCUCUGAAGACAGCGUUUCGGUCGCUAACCGUCCAAAGACUGCCCUCGCAUGCUGACCCGUCCACGACUGGACUCUCCAUGGUUGUUGUUACCAAGGAGAAGAACAAGAAAAUCAUGCGCAUCGGAAAGAAACCCCGAGAGAUGGAGACUGCCCUCAAGAGUCAAGAAAUAGAUGGAAUUCAUAGAUUGGUCUGCACUUCAAGAACGCAGGACUACUCACUGAAAGUGACUAUUGAUGGUAUUGAGCUUACCAGAGUAAAGUUCUUCCAGUUGUCCGCGCAGUGGCAAACACGUAUCAAACAUUUCCCGGUGGCGCUGUUUGCGCAAGACCUUCCAGCAUGGUGAUUAUUGAGGCCUAGCCUCGAGAGAGAGAGACUUUUAAAAUCAGUUGAAGCUCUACCUAGGUAGAUUUGUUCUCACUUUGAGUUACGAUUGUUGCAGUCGAUAAUCAUUUUGUGAAGAUCUCACAGUUGGCACCUAAGUAGUCAUGUAUCUGCUGAUGAACAAGGAUUUAAAGCCGCCCUGUGCUUGGAACAGUCUUCUACAUUAUACAACUCAGGAGAACUUCUUUUGCCGAGCGAGAAAGUGUUGUCAUGGACGCUGCUUGGAGAGUGUCAGCUCCCUGAAGAAAAAGCCUACAGCUGUUUUAUGUGGCUUUGUAAGAUAUCAACUCAUUUUUUGGUGCAGCUUCAUGAGUUCAUCGCUGUCGUUGGUUCAGCCUUUGUUGGGUGGCCAAUUCCUGUCUGAUCAAGCUGUAUAUCAACUGUUUAGUGCAGCUGAGCAAGUUAAUCAACUGCUGUUCCAUGCAUCUUUGAGAAGAUGAAACCUGCUGUUUGAUCAGUUUCCAGACAACACUGUUGAAGUUUAGUGAAUGAACCACUGCUGUUUGUUGAAGCAGCUGAUAGAACAUGCUCCUAAGAUCAUCUACUACUGUUUCAUGUAUGCAUUUUAUUUUUUUAUCUUCUGGCUGGAAGAGGCCUCUUCACACAGUAUUACAACUUGUCUCUCACAUUACAUUUUACCAGAGUCUACGUUUGGCGUUUUAUUUUUGCUUCCGUGGAGGGUAGCAGUUAUUGUGAUUAGCACUACAUGCAACAGCUGAGGCUACCCUGUUCAAGCUCAACUACAAAGGUCUUCAUUAUAAUGAACAUUUAUAAUCUAAUUUGCAUAACCAUGGACAAGCCACUCCAAAUUCUACAGGCAUGUCUUCUGAUGUGAUCAUUCUAUUCUUCCCUGGUUUCCACUGUUUCUUACAGAGGUGUUUUCUUGCAGAUUUCAAUCGAACCUCAUAAAUCAAUUUUCAGAAUAUUUAUGGAAUGAUCUUCUUCGAUGGACCUUUAUCCAGGACAGUUGAAGGUUUUGAUUUGAGUGUGUCAAGAAGAAAAUGUUGGACUAAUAAUGUGUAAUGAAUGGGAAAGUUGCAAUUAUUCAUAUCUUAGUUGAUUAAGAAGUAACCUGUAAAUGUUUGAAUAAUUCGCAGCGGAAUAUGUAAAGGAAAGCAGUCGCGACUGAAUAAGAAAAUGUUUGAAUGAGGUGAAAUGUACGGAAGUAGUAAAGGGAAAAUGUUACAACAAUAACAACAAAUAACUAGUUGGAAUCAAUUUCUGUCUUAAAUUGUGCGCCAAAAGUUUCAUAAGAAAAUAUAGUUUGAGAAAUUCUCAGUACAAUAGGUUACUAAUUGUACUGAUCAUUCUGGCUGCUGUUGCCGUCAGAAAGGCUGUAAGUUUUGAGAAAAUUAUGCAUGAAUCGGCAAACUUUUGUGGAUGAAUGUGAGUAUCAAUGCCCCAUUUUCUUAAAAUUAAGCAGGAUUGUUUUUCAAGUCGCCUUUUGAGGAUUGCUUUCAAAUUUAAUGGUGGCACUGUUUCAUUUUAAGAAAAUGCAAGUAUGUUUUAUAAAAGUUUUUAAAAAAGCGAGAGAGACUCUUCUCAUUUUCACUCGUGACAAGUUAAUUGAUUUGAACUAUUUAUAAUACCCUUUUACUGCUUCCAAUAAAACAAAUUAAAGCUGUACAGCCAAAGAAAAUUUAGCAAUGUUUGAAUGCAGAUCCUCCAAACAGUUACAGUUGGGCCAUUCUGGACGGAAAAGAAAGGUUUAGUUUUGUGAUUAUUUGGAACUGCAAGAGUAGUGCAAUCAAAAGCGUGUACAUACAUGUGGAUUGGUUGGGAAGUUUGUUUUAAACUGUAAUUGUCAUGGCAUAUGUUCAUUUUUCUGUUUCAUUUGUACUCUGUGAACACACACAGAUUGGUAUCACAAUUAGAAAUAGGAGUGAUAGGUUGACUGUUACCUAUAACAAGAUUUAGAAGAGGCUCAAACCUAAUGCACCGCAGCACAUUGCAAAGUUAUUGGAUUGACAACAAUACAAUAACCCUUUCCCCUUACAAGGCUCAAAUUUGGAAUGAAAAUCCACAAGGCUGCCCGUGAAAGGUUUACUGGACCAGAAUUCUUUUCACAAAACCAGAAUUGAAAUGAGAAAAAUUGUACCUACACAGUUAAACAUCUGAACUGUUUUAAUAAGCCACUUUGGAAUGUCAGUGGCGCAUGUCUGUUACUGCUGACAACGGAGUUUGUCUAUCUCCCUUAAUUGUCAAAAGGUCACGGGAGAUAGACAGAGUCCAUUGUCAGCAGUAACAGACAUGCGCAGCUGGAACUCCGAAGUGGCUUAUUUGAACAAACACUAAGAGAAUAUUUAUCUCAUUUUGUAUGUUGGGUAAGUAGUCUUCAAUACUCAACAGAAUUGGAAGAUGGCUUAUCAACAUUUGAACAAAACACAAGACCUCGGACUUGGUCAUGAGUGUACAGGCCGAAUGUAAAAUCACUGGCCUCUGCCUCUGGUCUGUGGUCCAGGCUACCCUAGCGUCUUUUGAGACCCUUUCUAUAUUCUCAAAAGUACUCCGUUUUGUGAUAAGUUAACACCCGGAUGUUUUGACUUGGUUGAUAUUGGUCUGCCUGUUUCAAUGCAUCUGUUAGGUGGGUCUGCAGUCCCCAAUACAACAAAGUCAGAUCAUUUCUGCUCCAUGUUUCAAAGAGCCCCGCUUAAACACAGAAAGAAGCUAAGCAAAAUCAAAUUAUGCUUACCGGAAUAAGUUUAUGUCAUUGACAUUUAUUUAUUAAUGAUAAUUAUUAUUACUUUUGUAGAUUUUCUUUAUUCUUUGUUAUUAUAAUGAAAAUAAUAUAACUGAAGCUGUUUUCUGCGAUCUUCCCCCAUAUCUCAAAUUUAACUUGUUGCCGUGAUAUAUCAGUUUAAUUUAUGAGAGAUAUACAUUCAUAUUUAUUAGUCAACUCAUCCCCCCCCAAAAAAAAAAAAAUCAGUAAGAAUAACCUUAUUAUUUUAUACAAGUCUUUGGAACAAGGAAAAAUAAAUUAUAAAAACGGUCCCUGCUCUUCCAUAAUUUUCUUUAAAAAAUUACCCCUGUUCCAAGGAAUCGCCACCCCACCGGUUCUUACUUGAAAUAAUCCUGAAGAUUUGUUUUUUCAUUUACUAAGAAUUUCUUUGAAGGGGGAAUUCACUCGUUGGAUACUUUGAGGUGAGGGCAGUGGUGCUAGACAGUGAUAAAUGAUAUUCACAGUAAUUCUGAUUUUGUUUGAUAAUUUAAACAAAGGGGGGGGGGGAGAGAAUCUGUCUCAUCGAGACUCCUUAACAGUAAGGAACAUAUUGUGCCAAAAGGAUAAAGUUUUGUUUAUUUUCAAUGUUUAAGCCAGUAUUAUGCGAUUAAAUCUUAUCCUUUGGAAACUUCAUUUUCACUGGAUAAAGUUUUUGUUGCCAUUUUGUUUAAAUAAAAAAAAA
Molecule: messenger RNA, 6503 nt
Organism: Asterias rubens (European starfish)
Lineage: Eukaryota; Metazoa; Echinodermata; Asteroidea; Forcipulatida; Asteriidae
Product: phosphofurin acidic cluster sorting protein 1-like
Exons: 22
Coding region: 362-3064 (900 amino acids)
Biological process (GO): protein localization to plasma membrane
Source: RefSeq, a predicted model, not a curated record